This is a messenger RNA of Cebus imitator (Panamanian white-faced capuchin), 1640 nucleotides long. It is a transcript of the gene SLC25A17, whose product is annotated as solute carrier family 25 member 17. Bases 156 to 884 code for a protein of 242 amino acids. The record is from RefSeq and is a predicted model, not a curated record. Gene Ontology annotation, molecular function: ATP transmembrane transporter activity; ADP transmembrane transporter activity; FAD transmembrane transporter activity. The transcript is spliced from 6 exons. NCBI's taxonomy places the organism in Eukaryota, Metazoa, Chordata, Mammalia, Primates, Cebidae. Gene Ontology annotation, cellular component: peroxisomal membrane.
CCCCGCGACCCGGAAGCGGUUCUUGGGGAGGCGGGCAUGUCUGAGAGGGUGGGGCUUUCGACGCACACGCCCCGGGCUUCAGCGCUGGUUUCCUAACUCAGCUGGUUGCGGCAUCUGUGGGAAAAGUGUGGGUGGGUCUAGGGGGAGCCGCGCCAAUGGCCUCCGUGCUGUCCUACGAAAGCCUGGUCCACGCCGUGGCCGGAGCCGUGGGAAGCGUGACAGCCAUGACAGUGUUUUUCCCCCUGGAUACAGCUAGACUUCGACUUCAGGGAGUGGUUAACGUGUUGCUAACAACUCCACUCUGGGUGGUAAACACCAGACUGAAGCUGCAAGGGGCAAAAUUUAGGAAUGAAGACAUUGUACCAACAAACUACAAAGGUAUCAUUGAUGCUUUUCAUCAGAUCAUUCGAGAUGAGGGAAUCUUGGCUUUAUGGAAUGGCACAUUUCCCUCCUUGCUGUUGGUCUUCAAUCCUGCCAUCCAGUUCAUGUUUUAUGAAGGUUUAAAACGGCAGCUUUUAAAGAAACGGAUGAAGCUUUCUUCUUUGGAUGUGUUUAUCAUUGGUGCAGUAGCCAAAGCGAUUGCCACCACGGUCACCUAUCCCAUGCAGACGGUACAGUCAAUUCUGAGGGUGAGUGCUGGGGUUCUCUUCACAUUUAGUCCAACAGCGUUUUAUUAUAUGUCAUGUUCUCUGAUGCAGGAGUUGACUUCUGUUUCUUCAAACCUCUUUCCCUUUAGACGUUUUGGAAUAAUGGGACUCUACAAAGGCCUUGAAGCCAAACUGUUGCAGACAGUCCUCACUGCUGCUCUCAUGUUCCUUGUUUAUGAGAAACUGACAGCUGCCACCUUCACAGUUAUGGGGCUGAAGAGUGCACACCAACACUGAGACGCCGUCCCAUGAAAAAUUCCGAAGAUGCUCAAAAGGGAGGUUUCCUCCUGAGUAAAGAGAAGUGAUUCUCCUUUGACUCGCUCCUGCCACCACAAACGUUACCCUCAUUGGCUUGAAAAGCAUCCAAGGGUGAACAGGGAGUAUGGCCACCUGAACCUGUUGUCACCUUAAUUGUUAUGCUGGCUGGUUGGAUUUUUGGGGUGGCAGUUGGACUAAUAUGGAAAAAAACAUUGUUGAAAACCUCAAUAUGAAAGUUUUUGAGUGUUUAUUGGUUAAGAGAAAUGGACUAUUUUGCUCUCGUAUAUCAUCUUUUCUAUUUAAGUUUUUCUUAAAUAUACCAGCUGUUCUCUUUCCAUGAACUCUCCCGCAGGUUCUAGGACAAAUUUAAUAACAUGUAAUUCUCCUCAAAUACUUUUGUAUGUGUCAGUGUUGGUAUUUUCCUCUCUCAAACUAAUAUUAGGACUUCGCCAUGGGCAUGACUUUGUUUUUCUUGGGCUUUUUUUCUCCUGCUUAAGGAGAGGUGUCUUUUUUAUUUUUAGGAUAUGAGCUAUUUAUUUUGUGAGAUGAAAAUUGUUAAUCCCAAAUGAUUCUUUUACAAACUAUUUGUGAAUGUCACUUAUUCAUUAGUGUUUGACAUAAUUUUUAAAAUAUUUAUUUUGAAUCAAUCCUUUCAUUACAAAAGCCUUGAGGUUUGUGCCCAUCCACACAAGCCCUGGUCAGUCAAGUCCCAAUAAAUGGUCAACACAAACAAGA